Aegilops tauschii subsp. strangulata is the source of this 2220-nucleotide messenger RNA. RefSeq names its product alpha-L-arabinofuranosidase 1. NCBI's taxonomy places the organism in Eukaryota, Viridiplantae, Streptophyta, Magnoliopsida, Poales, Poaceae. The record is from RefSeq and is a predicted model, not a curated record. Gene Ontology annotation, biological process: L-arabinose metabolic process. Gene Ontology annotation, molecular function: alpha-L-arabinofuranosidase activity.
UCAGUACUCUGUUCUUUGAUUUGAGCUGCGGGUUCAGUUCAGAUGAGCACAAUGGCUGUGCCGAGGGCGCAUGCCGGUCACCGGUUGCGUUGUGUGCUGGCAGUGGUGUGUGCCUUGUGCUGGGCAUCGUCCUCUGUUAGGUUCGUGGCGGGUCAGGCCGGGCAGCUGAGCGUGGACGCCUCGCCGCAGACUGCGAGGAAGAUGCCUGACAAGAUGUUCGGCAUCUUUUUUGAGGAGAUCAACCAUGCUGGUGCUGGUGGGUUGUGGGCAGAGCUUGUGAGCAACAGAGGUUUUGAGGCCGGUGGGCCUAAUACACCAUCAAACAUCGAACCAUGGUUCAUAAUUGGAAAUGAAUCAAGCAUCAUCGUGGGAACCGAUCGGACAUCUUGUUUCGAACGUAACCCGGUCGCACUCCGAAUGGAAGUUCUUUGUGGUUCUAAAGGAACUAAUGUCUGUCCAUCCGGAGGCGUUGGGGUCUACAAUCCUGGUUACUGGGGCAUGAACAUUGAAAGAAGGAAGGGUUAUAAGGUGAGCCUGCACAUUAGGUCUUCAGAUGCAGUUUCCUUGACCAUUUCUUUGACAAGCUCUGACGGUCUGCACAAACUCGCUUCUCGCACCAUCACGGGCGGCAAGAAACAAUUCACCAACUGGACAAAGAUACAGUUUCGUUUGUAUUCCAGCCAAAACAACACUAAUUCAAGGCUUCAAAUUACAACCACUAAAACUGGAGUGGUCUGGCUCGAUCAAGUGUCGGUUAUGCCAUCGGACACUUACAUGGGACAUGGUUUUCGGAAGGAUCUUGCUUCCAUGUUGGCCAAUUUAAAGCCCCAGUUUCUCAAGUUUCCAGGCGGUAACUAUGCCAUGGGACAAUAUCUAAGAAAUGCGUUUCAUUGGGGCGAAACUGUGGGUCCAUGGGAGGAAAGACCUGGCCAUGUCAAUGAUGCCUGGGGAUACUGGACUGACGACGGACUCGGAUUCUUUGAGUUCCUUCAGUUAGCUGAAGACCUUGGUGCUUCCCCUGUUUGGGUGGUGAAUGAUGGAGCAAGCAUUAACGAAGAAGUUCCUACUGCAAUAAUUGCAUCUCUGGUGAAGGAUGUUGUUGAUGGCAUCGAGUUCGCAAGGGGAGGGGUCAACACUACAUGGGGUUCAGUUCGUGCGGCAAUGGGACAUCCACAACCUUUUAAGCUUGAUUAUGUUUCAAUAGGGAAUCAAGAAUGCUGGAUGCUCUACUACAGAGGGAAUUACCAAAAGUUCUAUUCUGCGAUUAAAGCUGCAUACCCUGACAUCAACAUUAUAUCAAGCUGUGAUAAGUCAACUAUUUCGGCAUCCAACCCUGCCGAUCUGUAUGAUGUUCAUGUCUAUGCAUCUUCUGCUAAUAUGUUUUCCAGAACCAGUAUGUUUGACAACACACCACGCAGCGGACCGAAGGCAAUUGUUAGCGAGUACGCCGUGACUGGAAACGACGCUGGCAAAGGAACACUGGUAGCAGCACUUGCAGAAGCUGCAUUUCUCGUUGGAUUAGAGAAGAACAGUGAUGUGGUCGAGAUGGCAAGCUGCGCACCGCUGUUUGUAAAUGACAACGAUCGCAAGUGGAGCCCAGAUGCCAUUGUGUUCAACUCAUGGCAGCACUACGGAUGCCCAAACUACUGGAUGCUACACUUCUUCAAGGACUCGAGCGGCGCCACCUUUCACCCCACAACCAUGCAAGUCUCCAACUACGAUCAGAUGGUUGCAUCUGCCAUUACGUGGCAGAGUCCUAAAGACAAGAGCACUUACCUGAAAAUAAAGGUCGUGAACUUCGGCAGCAAAGCCGUGGAUCUCAACAUAACGGUGACGGGUCUGGAGAGCGGCAUCAAGAGCUCCGGCUCGAAGAAGACGGUGCUAACAUCCGGCGCGCCACUCGACGAGAACUCCUUCGAACAGCCAGAAAAGGUGGCGCCGGUGUUGAGCCCGGUGGCCGACGCCAAGCAGCAGAUGGGCGUGUCAGUGAGCCCUUACUCCCUCACAUCGUUCGAUCUCCUGCUGGAGCCCAGCAAGCACUCGGCAAUAUGAAGAAGAAACUAGCUCGAGAAAUCAUAGAGCAUUACCACGUGUAUUGUAGAUUGUAUUGUUCUUGUGUGCCUGGAUUCUAAUGAUGAUAAGUCUAAAGAAACAUUACAUAGCCGUAUCUGAAGCUUAUUAGCAAACGUUGUGCCCAGCAUUACAAGCAAAAUUUCCAUA